Molecule: messenger RNA, 1980 nt
Organism: Baudoinia panamericana UAMH 10762
Lineage: Eukaryota; Fungi; Ascomycota; Dothideomycetes; Mycosphaerellales; Teratosphaeriaceae
Exons: 1
Coding region: 173-1837 (554 amino acids)
Molecular function (GO): zinc ion binding
Source: RefSeq, a predicted model, not a curated record
CGUGCACAACCUCAAUACCUGGUAGCAUCAAUUCAUGGUGUCACUGUCGAACAUCGGGACGUCAGUACUCUCGCGUCAGUAUGCAUAUGCUGUAGGACACCGACAUACAUGAGUGCAACACGCUUAAUUCAUCAUCACGUUUAGACAAGCGCAGCCUGAAGACCACGCGGAAAUGGCUUCACUCCCAGCGCGCCAGCAGUCGCACAGGCGGACUUCUCCAGCGCAGAGUGACGCGACUCAGCGACAAGCACAAGAGCAAUCGUUGGACGAUGCUGCAAAGUCAACCGCAUAUGGAGACCCGCAAACACUCUUCACCAAGGGCCAGCAGACAGAGCAGACCGAGCAAGAAGAGGAGCAGUCUCCACCGGUACAGCAAGUCCGCCCUAGCAACCCCGAUGAUGAUCCGUCAAUCAAGAAGUGCUGGAUCUGCUUUUCCGACUCCACCGAGGAUACACCAGAGACAUCGCCAUGGCGUGACCCAUGUCCAUGCGCCUUAGUAGCACACGAAGAAUGCUUGCUAGACUGGAUCGCGGAUACGGAAGCACCCAAGAACCGUCGCAACCAGUCAAUAGCUGCGCCCAAGAUCGAGUGUCCGCAAUGUAAAGCCGAGAUCAAGCUUGCUAGGCCGAAGGACUACGUAGUGGAAGUAGUCCGGGCGCUUGAAAGGCUAGGCACGCAAGCAGUCACUCCUGGUGCGCUUACUGUGUUGUCUGGGAGUCUGUAUCAAGCAAGUCUUGCGUGGGGAAUGCACAGCAUAUAUGCCAUCUUCGGACCGAAUGAUGGCUUCCGAAUACUACAGCCUUUGAUACAAAACAGUUUCCGGCCGCCGGUCGAGGUCUACCUCAACAACCCACAACAAGCGGCGCAGAAGGUACUCGAUCUAUUUCUUAACAACCUCGUACACUGGCGGCUAUACCUCGGAGUGCCGCUAAUUACACCUGUUCUGAUUCUUUCGCGGACCAAGUUCGCAGACUCGAUACUGCCCGUUCUACCUGUCUUCUUCUUCGCCACUCAAUCUCACGGACCCGACGAUCCGCUUAACUACGGUGACUGGCCACCUUCGGCGAGCAUGUGCUUUGCCAUACUGCCAUAUCUGCGCUCUGCAUACAACCUCUACUACGACAAGGUGUGGGCGGAGAAGGAGAAGCGGUGGCUGAAGGAAAUCCAACCGCGGAGUUCGCAGCCUCAGGAAGCAACAAACGAAGCGGUCGCAGACGCUGGUCUUGGAGAAGCCGCGGCGAACGCCGACGAUGGCGGCAACAUCUUCGAGGUUCGUAUCGACGGUGGAAUCUGGGAGGAGUGGGAGGAGGGACCAGAGGAAGCGGCAGAAGCGCUCAAUCAGGCGCCCCCACUACGACAACCUCCACUACCGGACGAUGCUGCACAAGCGCAACCAUUACCGAACGAUGCAGCGGGCAGACUAGCAGGUGUAGCGAACCAGCAGCCGCAACCCAACGGGCCUCAGCCGGCUGCCGCACAACCAGCAGUCGCGAACAAUGAACGACGCCUCUCCUUCUCGCCCACCGCCAUCGCCGAGACGGUCCUUGGCGCCAUCUUAUUCCCUACCAUCGCCGGCCUGUCCGGUGAACUGCUCAAACUCAUUCUCCCCCGUGCCUGGACCGUCGCGUCAGCGCCUACAACUUACCAAGGCUUGCGCCGCAUCCCAGGAAUGCGGACAUCCAUUCUACAGGAGAAGUGGGGUCGGAGUCUUGUUGGGGGAUGUCUGUUCGUCGUGGCGAAAGAUGCGGUAAUGCUGUAUGUGCGGUGGAGGAUGGCGGAGAUGCACCGCCGGAGACGAGUGGUGGAUUAUGACCGGGCGAGCGUGAGACGGAGAUGAGUAGGGUUCGGUUUUAGCGAGGUGUUCAGGCGUUCUACCAUACGGCCAUAGCUCGAUAAUCCACCCGGCUCCGUUCUAUGUGCGUCUCAUAACCAUACCACUAUGUCUACUGUGUAGUUGCUGAUAAAUCGAUUCUGUUCGUU